CAAGAGCUGCGCGUGACACUUCAAUCGCGUCCUUUUCUUUAGAUCAUCAAAUCAAAAACUCGUUACUCUUCUUCUUAUAAGAUUCUUCCAAUAGAUUCACUGAAGUUUCUGGUGAUUUUGAUUGAAUGGUUGAAAUGAUGAUGAGACGCCAAGCUUCGAAGUUUCCUGUUAAGCGAGAGAUCGUUGAAGAUUCUCUUGAAGAUGAACAUGCUCCUCUCUACAAACGAACUAAGCUAUGGAGCAAUAGAACAGGGGUAUCUAAGUUUAACUUACUUGAGGAGCCAAGUCCUUUGGGGUUGAGUUUAAGAAAGAGCCCUUCUUUUCUAGAACUGAUUCAGAUGAGGCUUUCUCAAAGUGGUGACGACACAACGUCGGAAACUAGUCGUGUUAAGAAAGAGAGUUUUGGUUUUGGUGUUGGAACCGUUGAGAAGCUUAAAGCUUCUAAUUUUCAUGCUACGGUUCUUAGGAUUGGUCAAUGGGAGUAUAAGGCAAUGCAUGAUGGUGAUUUGGUGGCGAAAUGCUACUUUGCAAAACACAAACUUGUAUGGGAAGUAUUGGAACAAGGUCUUAAGAGCAAGAUUGAGAUUCAGUGGUCUGAUAUUAUGUCUCUGAAGGCUAAUUUGCCUGACGAUGAACCUGGAACGCUGUCCAUCGUGCUGGCUAGGCGGCCGUUGUUUUUCAGGGAAAUUAAUCCGCUGCCUAGAAAGCAUACUACGUGGCUGCCGACGUCAGAUUUUACUGAUGGUCAUGCCAGCAUGAACAGGAAACAUUUUCUGCAGUGUCCCCCAGGGAUAUUGGACAAACAUUUCGAGAAGCUUGUCCAAUGUGAUCAUCGUCUGUUCUGUUUAAGUCGACAGCCAGAGAUAAAUUUGGCCUCACCGUUCUUUGAUUCGCGGACAUCUAUAUUUGAGGAUCCCUCCAUGUCUGGAUCUUAUAAUAUGGCAUCUCCUGUUGGAGCUCAGUCAUCAUCAGAACAUGUUUCUCUCUCUCAUGAUGCACUAUCUCCUAGCUCAGUGAUGGAUGCUCAUGCAAUUGAAGGAGUUGGUGUGUCUGUUGAUUCGAGAAACAAAAACGGUUGGAGUCAGAUAAAAGUGCCUGGCCUACCCCAAUCUAUCUCGAUGAGCGAUCUCCUUACACUAUAUCAAGGUUGUGAGAACAACCAAGAGUUUGAGGAAAUGAAACAGUUGCUGCUAAGUGACACCUUACCCGACACAUCAGAUGAGAAGUCUGUCAUGUCAAAGGUCAAUUCUUUCUGCAACCUCUUGCAAUCUGCUGCAAACUCGCAGCUCAAUAUCGAAACUACUGAUACCGAUAAAGAGAUUGGGGUCGAUAGAAACAGACACAUGACUGAAGGAGGCAAAAGAGUUGUUGAUCUUGCUUCAAGCAGCAAGCCAUUACAGGGUAUGUCAAGGAAAGACUCAUUCAGUGAUUUGUCGGGACACCUUCCCCGGAUCGCAUCCCUCACAAAGUUCUUGUCCAAUAUUUCAGAAGAAGAUUAGUAGAUAGUAAAAUUGAAAAGUUCCUGUGACUAGGGAUCUUGAACAAGUAGCUGUAAAUCAAAUUUAUCUUUCUUGGUGAGCAAGAGAAUUUGUGCUCUUGUUCGUAAGGAUUUGGAGGAACUUUUUGUGUUUGAUGAUGAAUCCUUGUAAAGAAAAGCUUUGUUUGUUUGAAAAUCAAACAUUAACAAAAACUUUAAUAUAGCUUUCAUCCUAAUUCCUACU
Molecule: messenger RNA, 1721 nt
Organism: Camelina sativa (false flax)
Lineage: Eukaryota; Viridiplantae; Streptophyta; Magnoliopsida; Brassicales; Brassicaceae
Source: RefSeq, a predicted model, not a curated record